AUGCCAUACAUCAUUUCUGUGCUAGGCUUAUUUUAUCUUGUUCAAAAAACUCUCGGUGCAUUUAGCGGAGCUGCUCGGAUCUAUGAAACCAACGAGACUAUCCCCGUUUACUUUAACAAAGUCUUUUCGAAUAAUGGGAAUAUGCCAUUUGCUUAUGACGAACUCCCAUUUGUGUGUUCACCAGCUGAGUUGUCGCGCCAAUUACUUAAUAUUGAUCAAAUAUUGCAUGGCGACCGGGUUGUUAAAUCAGAUAUCGAGGUUCAAGGAUUGAUUCAAAAACCUUGUAAAUUGUUAUGCUCUAAGCCAGUUCAUCAAGUAGAUAUAACUACUAUACGCCAAAUGAUUCAGGAAAACUACCUUGUAGAAUGGAUUAUCGACGAUUUACCCGGUGCUACUGUAAAGGUUGAUAUUGGAUCUGCAGUUUCAAAAAAAAGUUACAAGCCAGGGUUUCCUCUUGGCUCUUACAAUGAAAAGGCAAGUCAACAUUAG
Batrachochytrium dendrobatidis JAM81 is the source of this 489-nucleotide messenger RNA. RefSeq lists its product as uncharacterized. Gene Ontology annotation, biological process: vacuolar transport; protein localization to membrane. The transcript is spliced from 4 exons. The coding region runs from base 1 to 489 and encodes 162 amino acids. Gene Ontology annotation, cellular component: membrane; Golgi apparatus. Lineage: Eukaryota; Fungi; Chytridiomycota; Chytridiomycetes; Rhizophydiales. The record is from RefSeq and is a predicted model, not a curated record.